AGGCUUGACACUGAGUGAUGACCGUGGCGCACAGAGACUCGGCAGAACCGGAAUAAAACGCGGAAUAAAACACACAGAGGAAGGAGGGGAGGAGGGUGCUCGGGUUGUGGACACCUGCGCGUCUUCGCUUCGGCCGCAGGUGCUCUACAGUCCCUCUGACGGGAGAGUUUCACAGGAGGGAAGUAAGAGAAGAUCUCAUCCUAGGAUUACUUCUCCAUUUCUCGCCUGCUCUCAUUUGGUUUCCAGUCUCUCUUAAAGCAAACUUUCCCUUCUUAUGCGGCGUCUUCAGCCUUAUUGCCACCCCAGGUUGGACAAAAAGAUCUUCAUCUGGAGCUUUUUCUGUUGGUGGACUGCUCUGUGAGACUGUCUCCAAACGCGGAUUACACUUGGCAGCUUCCCCAACUGAACGGAGAAUUCCUCUGAACUUCAAACUUGUUAAUUGUGAAGCGAAAAGGAGUUUUUUCCAUCACAUCGGGACAAUGUCUGGAUUAUUACUGCAGCUCCUCACUCUGCCCCGAGGUAGAGGGGAAGAGUAAGGGAGCAGAGAGAGAGAAGGAGAAAGAGGGAAGUCGGUGGCGUUUGGCUGCCGUCCAUUAGUUCUUUAGCGCCUUUGCUGCACGGGCUCGUCCAUCUCUUUUUACUGGAUACUCGGACACACAUCAAGAGACGCACGGGGAGGAGCUGCGUUCACACCCUGGGGCCAGCGGCAGGUGACUGUCAGAAGAAAUGCCGGUCCUCGGUGAACUAGUACAUCACCACCAGGACCAUGGCGACUCCUUGGCCAAUGAAAAGAGAGAGGUGCUCCCAUGGCUCCUCCUGUCUUGCUAGAUGGUUGGCGUCCUCCUUCAUGCUCCUAUGGUUCCCGUGGGUGUUGCUGUGGUUGCCAUGGCCCACCCGAGCUGAACAAGAUGGUCGUGGAGGACACAGUGGAAAGACUCUCCACGGCUCCCUGUCCUCUCCCUCAUUAACCUCCUCUUCAUCGUCAUCGUCCUCCGCCUCGUCCCCGUCCAGCUCUUCAGCGUGGGGCUUCAACACGAGGCAGAGCGGAGGGCAGCUGGACUGGCUGCUGUCGGAGAAAGGACCUUUCCACAGAUGUCCGGAGUACACGGAGUUCAGAGAGAGGUUUCAGCAGGGAUUUUCUACCAGAUACAAGAUUUACAGGGAGUUCAGCCACUGGAAGGUGAACAGCUUGGCAACAGAGAAGAGAGAUUUCCUCAAAGCCCCGUUGCCCUUAGCGCCAGAGUUCCUACGCAACCUGCGGUUACUGGGGCGACGGCCGACCCUGCAGCAAAUCAACGAAAACCUCAUCAAGAAGUACGGGACCCACUUUCUGGUGUCUGCAACCCUGGGAGGAGAGGAGUCUUUGACCAUCUUCCUGGACAAACAGAAGCUGAAUAAGAAGUCAGAGGGGAACAGUAACAGCUCAGUGGUGUCCCUGGAGCUGCUCCAUCAGCUGGCAGCUUCCUACUUCACAGAUCGAGAGAGCACCUUAAGGCGACUGCACCACCUCCAGAUCGCCACCUCUGCAAUCAAGGUAACAGAAACAAGGACUGGCCCUCUCGGCUGCAGCAACUACGACAGUUUGGAUUCAGUUAGUUCAGUGUUGGUGCACAGCCCUGAAAACAAGAUCCACCUGAAGGGAUUACAAGAUGUCCUGCCAGAGUUCUUGCGUGGGCGUUUUGUGGAAGCAGCCCUCAGCUACGUGGCGUGCAAUUCAGAGGGCGAGUUACUGUGCCGCAACAAUGACUGCUGGUGCCGGUGCUCUCCCCGUUUCCCAGAAUGCAACUGUCCAUUUGCAGACAUCAAGGUCAUGGAGGAGAACCUGGAGAAGAGCAAAGAGGCUUGGAGCAGCUUCAACCAAGAGUUCAUGGAAUCAGAUGAAUUCAAGGCCUUCCUGAAGCGCCUACCCACUGACAGGUUCCUGAAUGUGUCCACGAUCGCCAAGUUCUGGUCGGCCGACUUGUCCCUCCAGAAGCGCUACGCCCAGCUGGAGUCCAGUGCCGCCCUGGUGCAGGGCAAAGCCCAGAAGAUCAUCAGAAAACUGUUCACCUUGAGCAAACGCUGCCCCAAACAACCUCGCAUCAGCCUGCCACGAGAGAGACCUGUUGGCUUUUGGUUGAACAGGGCUCAGUCUCUGCUCUACUGUAAUGAACACGGAGUGCUGGGCUCCUUCUCUGAAGAGGUAAAGAGUUGUAUCUGCCCCUUGGAGCAGCCCACCUGUCAGGGAGCCGUCCCCUGUGUCGUGGGCACCUCCUUGACCUCCUGCCUGUCCUGCGCCACUGACAACGCGACCCGCUGUGGAGCCUGUCACCACGGAAACCUACUUCACCUUGGUUCCUGCCGACCGAGCAUCGCUGCAUCUCUGGACCACUAUCUGAACCUGGACUUGGACAUGCCCGAUGCUGAGGUAAAGUACCUGCUGCACCGUCUGGACAGCAGAAUAGAGGUCCACGCCAUUUACAUCAGCAACGACGUACGCCUAGGAAGCUGGUUUAAUCCGGCCUGGAGGAAGAGGAUGUUGUUGACGCUCAAGAGUAACAAAAACAAGUCCAAUCUGAUCCACAUGCUGAUGGGCAUUUCUUUUCAGAUUUGCUUGACUAAGAAUUCAACCCUAGAGCCCGUGCCUGCCAUUUACGUGAAUCCUUUUGGAGGGAGUCACUCAGAGAGCUGGUUCAUGCCCGUGAACCAGCCCGACUUCCCCGACUGGGAGAGAACUCGACUGGACGCUGUUGUAACAGCUCAGUGUUACAACUGGACGCUGUCUCUGGGAAACAAGUGGAAGUCCUUCUUUGAAACGGUGCACAUCUACCUGAGAAGCCGCAUCCUCACCGAUGACCCGACAGUGAAUGAAACUCUCUUCUAUGAGCCGCUGGACCUCGACGACCAGACGUCCAACCUGGGUUACAUGAAGAUCAACACGCUCAAAGUGUUUGGAUACAGCAUGCACUUUGACCCCGAGGGCAUCAAGGAUUUGAUUCUGCAGCUGGACUACCCGUACACGCAGGGGACGCAGGACGCCGCCUUUAUGAUGCUGUUGGAGAUGAGAGACCGGAUCAACCGGCUGUCUCCGCCGGCACCGCAGCCGCUGGAUCUGUUUUCUUGUCUUUUGCGCCAUCGGCUCAAGCUGUCGGCCGGAGAGGUGGCGCGCAUCAAGGACUCUCUGCAGAUCUUCAACUCCAAGCUCCCCAAUGCCUCACCUGAACCUGAGCUGGCCCAGCUGUGCAGCUAGCUAACCUAGCGGAGGAGAGUCUUCUAGGAGGGAGCGGAGUCACGAGUUGUGGAUUAUUUAGUGCAGAUGAAAAGACACUGAGCUCAGAGGUUGAGCGCUGGGCUUUCGUCUCUUGGCGUGUUUUCUGGUGUCACGUUUUUAUUUCGAAUUGCUGCCAGAGCACCACGCCAAGUCGGAGUGACGCUUGACCUUUUUGGAGAACCGCUGAUACUCGGACUCUUUCAGAGGAGGAACCAAGAGGCUUACUUUUGCUAUUACUGCCCUGCUUUAGCAAACUGUACAACAGAGACUCUUUCAUUGACGAGAUUAGGAUGUGAUUAUAGACUUGAAAAGUUACAGGUGGUUUUGAGGCGUCUUCACAGGAAGAGGAUUCCCCCUUUUCUAACCCGAUCCUCUUUGGCUACAGAACAAUCUCAUGGGAAGGGAAAAUGGGUAAAUAUAUAUGUGGUGAAUGAGGUGUUAUGUUAUGCUUAACAGUUAAAAAUUUGAUAAUCCUGAACCCUAUUAAUGUCUUUGAAUAUUUCUUUUUAAUCCCUGCCUUCCAUUUUAUCUGGCAUUUGAAAACUUGUAUCUAUGCUUAACAUCCGAGUGAGAAUCCGGUUAGUGAUGUUCUGUCCUUGGUGGUGUGUCUAUACCGAUAGACGGUGUACACAUCGACAAACUGAAUGGUAAAAUAUCUAAAAUGUUACUUUUUUUUCAGCUGAAAAUCAGAGAGAAACCUUCAGAUGUGGUGACGAAAAAGUCUGCGGAUAUUGCGCUGUAAAUAACGCUCCAUCUAACCCCAGGUGUGGACAAGUGCACAUUGCUUUUUAGAUAACUGAGUGCAAAGACCAAAAAAAUGUUUAUAACAGAACAAACUCAUGCCUUAUAUGGAGAGUCAAUGUUAAGAUAAGAAGCACAUUUAGUUUCUGUGUUUGAUUUCCUGGCAAAGGCUGUAUUGCUUUUUAUAUUUUAAUAUUUCUACCAAGACAGAAUGACGGACACAUUCUCCAGGAGCUAGGCGGUGACGUAGCUUCUCCAUGUAAAUGCCAGUCACACAUACUGCGGUUAAUUCUCUUGAUUUGGUGUUGUGAUAAUUUGAGUCACUAUCCACAGUGCACACCAGUACUUUCAAGUUUUUAAUGCUUUGGUUUAGUCUCAGGUCCAAGACGCAGACAUUUUGUUCUUCUUCUUUUACACGUGGGUCCAAUGUUAACCGCCGUCUACCAUGGCGAAAGGAUUACGUUUUCUGCAAGGCAGUGUUGGUACUUUGAAAAGCUGCAAACUCAUUGAAUUCACUAAU
Messenger RNA from Cheilinus undulatus (humphead wrasse), 4511 nucleotides. RefSeq names its product bone morphogenetic protein/retinoic acid inducible neural-specific 2 (gene brinp2). The record is from RefSeq and is a predicted model, not a curated record. Bases 767 to 3229 code for a protein of 820 amino acids. Gene Ontology annotation, biological process: positive regulation of neuron differentiation; negative regulation of mitotic cell cycle. The transcript has 9 exons. NCBI's taxonomy places the organism in Eukaryota, Metazoa, Chordata, Actinopteri, Labriformes, Labridae.